This is a messenger RNA of Ixodes scapularis (black-legged tick), 969 nucleotides long. RefSeq lists its product as uncharacterized. Gene Ontology annotation, molecular function: zinc ion binding; nucleic acid binding. Bases 1 to 969 code for a protein of 322 amino acids. The transcript has a single exon. The record is from RefSeq and is a predicted model, not a curated record. NCBI's taxonomy places the organism in Eukaryota, Metazoa, Arthropoda, Arachnida, Ixodida, Ixodidae.
AUGAAUACUGAACAACGGCAGAUAACGGUCGUUCAGUCCGCGGCGUUGCCACCGCCACCGCCGUUUCUCGCAGUUCCGGGACCGCCACCACUGGCCUGGCCUGCAUGGAAAGAGACAUUCAUGUCAUUCCUAGGUGCGGCGGGCCUCGAGGGUGUUGACCCGAAGAGAAAAAAACAGAUUCUUUUUUCGUUGUUGGGCGUUGAAGGGCAACGAAUAGUGUCCGCAUUUGGAUUUACUAACCUUCCACACUCGGAACUUCUUGACGAGUUCGAGACCUUUUUAUCGGCCGUGGAGAGCCAUUUUGUUUUUUCCGGAUCUCUAGCACUCGAGCGUAAGAAGCUCCGUCUUCGCGUUCAGCAGCCGGGAGAGAGUGUCGCGGAAUUUUUAGCGGCGUUACGCCAUCAGCACGCGCUUUGCGCGUUUGAAGACGGGUCCGAGAACACGCGACUUUGUGAUCUUUUUCUUGAUAGUUUGAUCUCGCGCCGUGUUCAGGAUCGCAUUCUUAGAGACUGCGUAGGUCGCCAGGUACCGACGCUUGAGCGCGCGAUACAGCUCGCGCUGCAGUUUGAGCAGUUGGCACGCACAGCAGAGCAGUACCAUCAGCCACGUCAGGGGGAGACCGUCGCCAGCUGUUCCACUGCACCCGUGCAGUAUGUUGCUGGGCCCGAGACCGAACGAGUACAAGCGGCUGCUCGUCAUAACGACCAAUCUCCAGCACUCUUCUCGGGAGACGACUGUUUCGGUGAACAUGGGGCAAGGUUCCCAUCGUGGCCAUGUGACCCCACCAGACUUGCUCCGAGGUCUCAACGGGGGCGUCCUGGGACAGCCCAUGCUCCACGCCCGCCGGCGCGACAGAGUAACAUUCCACAUCGAGACCCGCCUCCUGCGAGAACGGGGCCGCAACAGGACAACUACUCAUGUUGGUUUUGUGGCCGAAGGAAUCACGCCAGGGAGAACUGCCCUGGAUAG